Molecule: messenger RNA, 518 nt
Organism: Xylona heveae TC161
Lineage: Eukaryota; Fungi; Ascomycota; Xylonomycetes; Xylonales; Xylonaceae
Exons: 3
Coding region: 1-483 (160 amino acids)
Source: RefSeq, a predicted model, not a curated record
AUGUGCUUUACACAUUCGUCCAAGGACCUGUGCGGAAUCUGGGACUCUCGGGGCGCCGGCGUGGAAUCUAAUAGGUUGAUACGAAGUUACUUGACGUCGACGUUCGAUUAUACUACGGAUUUGCGCUGCCUGGCUGCCGUGGACGUGGACGUGGACGUGGACGUGGACCCCGACCCCGUCCCCGACCCCGACUCUGAUUCUGAUUCUGCCGGCCUUAUUCGCCGUCUCCCCGCUGUCUACUCGACAUACCUAGGUAAAAGUCAUCCAUCUAAGAGAUACAGUUGUACGUUGUACAGUUGUAUUGUUUCGCAUGGUUACAAUGGAUAUGUCGAUGUCGCUAUGUUGCCAUCUCACACGGUACACCUGGCACACUUCGACCGUCCAUCUCUAACCGAACCUCUGCCCCUCUGCCCCUCUGCUCUCAACUACGACGACGACGACGACGACGACGACGCCCCGCAUACUCCUAGCUACGCGAUAUGAGGGGUCGAGCUGCAGCUGAAAGUCUACAAUCGUAG